UCUGCACAGUGCACUUCUCUACUUUGUAGGGUUCGCUUGUCUGCGUGAAGCCUGUGCGUCCCAUCUGUCAUCCGCAACGUCCGCUGUCCACGUCGAUCGUAGCACCAUUUGAUCGUUCUCCUCCUCCGACACCAUUCACCGCGACCCUCUCGCCAGGCAGAUUGAGACCGCCUUCACGUCCCGAAAUCACCCACAGAACUCGCAUCGUCGUUCACGGGAUCUUCUUGAGCUUCGUCUGUCCACCGACACCGGCUCAUUCCCUGCAGCACUGUCAAAUGGCCUCGGACUGGUGACCACAAACCCGCUCCAUCUUCUGGCCUGGCCACAGUCGCCCGUGCAUGCCUAAACACCUCGCAGCCUGUACACGUCCGUACAUGGUCAAGGCCAAUGGUCAUACCAGCCGCCAGUGGUGAGCAAAGCACGAGGCGAGCCGUGCAAGUAUGACUUCGGACUAUAUCAAUAUUCCUGCUUCCGUCUACGCAGGCAGCCAGUCCGACAGUGACUAUGGCUUCGACAGCGUUUCCAAUAUGUUAGACGGCGCCGUCGCCCAGCCCACCAAUGGCUACACUUCAGCACCCGUGUCUGCCACUGGAGCUGUGCAGGACUUCUCCGCUUUCGACGAUUUCAUGCCCUCUCCCGCCUUGCAGACGACACGACACGACCAAUCUCCCACUCUGGGACAGCAGGUCCACCGAGCGAGCAUCGGCAGCAAUAGCUAUGGAGCACUAGCUAGGCAAGACAGCUACGCAGGCUCAGACACGACCAGUCCAGAUGGCCAGAAGAAUCACCCUACCUCCAACGCCGAUUCAUCCAACGAUCCACAAAUUGGCAACGAAGCUGCGCAGGGCACGGGUGGACCGACCGAGGACACAACACUGGGCUAUCCGCCAGCAUGGAGCGAGCUGAAGACGAAGGCCGGCAAGGAGCGCAAACGCUUGCCGCUUGCGUGCAUAGCAUGCAGACGAAAGAAGAUACGCUGCUCGGGCGAGAAGCCGGCAUGCAAGCAUUGUCUGCGCUCACGCAUCCCCUGCGUGUACAAAGUCACGACUCGAAAAGCAGCACCCCGAACCGACUACAUGGCUAUGCUGGACAAGCGACUGAAGAGGAUGGAGGACCGGGUGAUCAAGAUCAUACCAAAGGAAGACCAGAGCGUAGUGACAAGCACGGGCCGAGCAGUUGUGAAACCACCUCUACCUCCAGCUCUUCCCAAGGCUGGAGCGAGCACGAAAAAGAGGGGAGCUCAGGAAGCCUUCGGCGAUGAGCUGGACGAAUGGGCAGAAGGCAAACCAAAAUCGGCCACGGGAAAGAAGGACGCGCCCAACGCCAAAACCGAAAAGCCAGCAACAGGUAAUACAGAUGAACAAAAUCUGCUUCAAGAAGGGCUUGACAAGCUCCCCAGCAAAGAGCUGCAACAGCAUCUUGCUGAAGUCUUCUUUGACUACGUAUACGGGCAGAGUUAUCAUCUCCUGCACAAACCCAGCUUUAUGCGGAAGCUCGCUCAGGACCAAGUGCCGCCUGUCCUCAUGCUUGCCGUUUGCGCGAUAUCGGCUCGAUUCUCGAAUCACCCUGCAGUACGCACCGAGCCAGCUUUUCUGCGCGGAGAGGGCUGGGCGACGGCGUCACGAGAGAUUGCGUUACGACGCUUCGACACUCCCAACAUCACCAUUUUGAUAUGUUACCUUAUCCUGGGUCUGCAUGAAUUUGGUACAUGCCAAGGAGGACGCAGUUGGAUGUUUGGUGGCAUGGCCCAGAGAAUGGCAUAUGCUCUACAACUGCAUCGAGACCUUGAUCACGAUCCCAAAGACAGCUCCAAGGGCGGGGAGAGCGAGCUCACUUUCACAGAUCGAGAGAUUCGGCGUCGGACGAUGUGGUCUUGUUUUCUCAUGGACCGCUUCAACUCGAGCGGGACGGACAGGCCAAUCUUUGUCGGCGAGCAAUACAUUCGUGCGCAGCUACCGAUCAAAGAGCGAUAUUACCAUAUGGAGAUCAACGGGCCCACACAAGAUCUCGAAGGAAAUGUGCCGCAUCCUGUGGAUCCAGGUACGGGACAAUUGGCCAACGCAAAGGAGAACAUGGGCGUCGCAGCCUACCUCAUCCGACUCGUCUCGAUCUGGGGAAGGUUGAUUGCAUAUCUCAACAUGGGAGGCCGUGAGCGCGAUCAGCAUCCGAUGUGGCAUGAUGAAUCCAAAUUUCAAGACAUCAGACGGGCUACAGAAGCAUGGAAAGACGCAUUACCGGAAGAGUUGCAAUACAGCGCAGAGAAUUUGCAAAAUCACGCAUCGGAAAAGAUUGCCAAUCAGUUUUUGUUCAUGCAUAUUGUGCACAACCAAAUCUUGUUGUUCAUGAACUCAUUCGCGCUGCCCAUAUCGGGAUCACCUCCAACACUACCCAAAGAAAUGCCAGAAGAGUUUAUCUCCACCGCCACGCGGACGGCGCUCGAAGCUGCGAAUCAGAUCUCGGCAUUAAUUCACGAAGCAUCCGAUCAUCUUGUGGUUGCGCCCUUCGCGGGCUACUCUGCGUUCUUCAGCAGCACUGUUCAUAUCCAAGGUGCAUUUUCCAAAAAUGCAGCUUUGGAGGCGUCAAGCAAGCAGAACUUGGCGUGGAACGUCAAGUAUUUGACCAAGAUGAAAAAGUACUGGGGCAUGUUCCAUUUUGUCACAGAGAACCUGCGGGAUCUCUAUCGACGACAUGCAGAUGCUGCGCGAUCUGGUGUAGCUGCCGGAAAGGAGGGCCACGUUUUCCAGUAUGGCGACUGGUUCGAUCGUUACCCUCACGGAGUCAGCGGCACUGAUUACGAGGAGCCGAGCACAGGCGUGAAGAAAGAGCCAGGGUCGGAUGCCGUCCUUGGGCAGAAGAGCGACCUGCAAACUGUAGAAGAGUUCUUUAGCAAACUGAGUCCGCCAAGCCGUGCUGCUCAUAUUGCCGCUCAGCAGCAAAGCGCGAAGAAACCAACCAAGAAGUCCAGGAAAUCGGUAUCAGAAGGGAACAAGCAAGCUCAGCCGUCUGCUAACCAGCAACAACCACAACAGCCGCAAGCGCAGGCACAGUCACAGGCGCAACCACAGUCGGGGAAUCAGAACAUUCAACCGCAACCGCCUUUGCAGGCGCAAGUCACGCAUGAUCUAGCCGCGAACAUCAAUGCAGGCUUCGCACAAAACUCCAUCGCAUACCCGCCCGGUUUCCAACCAACGCAAAACCCUCUCCUCAUGACUCCAGCACCCCAACAAUUCAUGUCCCAACUCGACCGACAAAUGGUCCUCAACUCCUACGGCAACCAAGACCUCGGCCAAUCCAUGUUCGACAACAACGGAAACUUGACAUUCGACAAUUUCGACUACAACAAUUUCGCUGGCCCCAAUAGCAACAACACCAAUUCCAACCAGCAACAGCAACAACAGCAACAAACCAACAAUGGCAACCAAAACGGUUUCUGGGGUGAUCCUUCCACGGCGUGGUUCAUGCCGUUUAAUUUGGAUCCGCCAACUGUUGGUGAUGAUAACAAUUUGUUCAGUGGCGGGAAUAUGGAUUGGUCCGGGUUCGCUGGUUUUGGGGACUUUUCGAAUACUGCGGCUUCUAUGGCGACCACUGGUGAUGGCAUGGUUGUUGAUCAUCAAGGUGGGAAUAUGGAUUUGUCGGGGAUGCAAUGAUCGCGAGACUUGUAUAUUUGAGGCUUCUUUGUACAUCUGUGGAGUGUACAGGGAGAUAUCUGAGAAUUGCAUAUGGAUGAACGAAUAUGUACAAAUGAAAUGAAUGAUGAGGGGGUUUCAAAUGGGCAUUUAUUGGUUCCUGCUU
This is a messenger RNA of Cercospora beticola, 3792 nucleotides long. RefSeq names its product Zn(II)2Cys6 transcription factor. The record is from RefSeq and is a predicted model, not a curated record. Gene Ontology annotation, biological process: regulation of DNA-templated transcription; DNA-templated transcription. Gene Ontology annotation, cellular component: nucleus. NCBI's taxonomy places the organism in Eukaryota, Fungi, Ascomycota, Dothideomycetes, Mycosphaerellales, Mycosphaerellaceae. Gene Ontology annotation, molecular function: DNA-binding transcription factor activity, RNA polymerase II-specific; zinc ion binding; DNA binding.